UGAAUCAUCAUCAAAUUUAUUUGUUUCCUGUUUAAAAAGUAGAAAAUCCCAGCAAAAGGUAAAAAUGUUAUUUAAAAUAUCUCUUAUUGUAGAAAUUAAACAUGCUGGAAAUAAACGCUUACUUCAGUUUAAAUAUGGUCAAUACAAAAUUUGUGCAGUAAGGCGUGUAUGUAAUUUGAAACAGAAGAGGCCUUUAUAAGGGACAAAACUCAAGGAAAAAAAAAAAAAAAAACCCCACACCAGCAUACAUUGCAAAACUUCCUACAAUUCUCCUUUUUCAAAUCGAAAGAAACUUGUAAAAUGUGUUACUAAACAUAAAUCUGAAAACAUUCAAAAUAUGCUUCUGGUAAUAAUUCAUUAUAUUUGACAUUUUCCUUUAUAUUAAAUGCAAUUUAAAAUAAUUCAGCCUUUUUGUCCAAAAUGACAGAUUUUUUUCACUGUUAAAUACGGACAAGAGGAAACUCCAAUAGAGAGAAAAAUCAAUGAAUUUAAAAGAGUGCAGAAUCUGAAAACUAGCUGCAACACACAUUUAAUUUUACUUAAUUGUAUACUUUAUUUAAAUAGCCUUCUCAGGGAUUUAAUAAUUUAGAAUCAACAGUUCUCUUCAAAACAUAAUAAAAUAUUUACACUUUAUAAAAUAUUAACCGAUUAACAAUACGGCUGUGUUAUUUAUAAGAGUGUAACUGAAGUACUGUAAUCAUGCUGUUGACACAAGCCUGUAAGGUUAGAGAAGUGCUCCUUAGCAAAAUGUAAAUGAAGAUCUUCAGACAGUGGUGUUUAUAAAAUAGCUCAUUAAUGACUUAGGAUUGAAUCGCUCCAACCAUUCGCAUCAUCAGAUAUAAUAAUAGUGACGAAUCAGACAGGAAAGAUCCUGGCUAAACCAUUUGCAUUUUUUCCCCCCAGAAGUACUGAAGUCCUAAUACCACCAAUUCUUCUAAGUUCCUGGACAUUGAUCCGGAGGAGGAUUCCGCAGUUCCACACCAAGGUCCCUGCGCGUUUUAUUGCGACCUGCCAGUGGGAACUUUGUCUCCGAGUCGGAGCAGCAUGGAGCGGCGGAGCGAGAGCCCGUGUCUGCGGGACAGCCCCGACGUGAAGGGGCCUCCCCCGGUGAAGGUGGCCCGGCUGGAGCAGAACGGCAGCCCCAUGGGAGCCCGCGGGAGGCCCAACGGCGCCGUGGCCAAGGCCGUGGGAGGUUUGAUGAUUCCUGUCUUUUGUGUGGUGGAGCAGUUGGACGGCUCUCUUGAAUAUGACAACAGAGAAGAACACGCUGAGUUUGUUCUGGUGCGAAAAGAUGUGCUUUUUAGCCAGCUGGUGGAGACCGCGCUCCUGGCCCUGGGGUAUUCCCACAGCUCCGCAGCUCAGGCCCAAGGAAUAAUCAAGCUGGGGAGGUGGAACCCUCUCCCCCUCAGUUAUGUGACAGAUGCACCCGAUGCGACAGUGGCCGACAUGCUACAAGAUGUCUAUCAUGUUGUGACGUUGAAAAUCCAAUUACAAAGUUGUUCGAAGUUGGAAGACUUGCCUGCGGAGCAGUGGAACCAUGCCACAGUCCGCAAUGCCUUAAAGGAACUGCUCAAAGAGAUGAACCAGAGCACAUUAGCCAAAGAAUGCCCUCUCUCCCAGAGUAUGAUUUCAUCCAUUGUAAAUAGCACAUAUUAUGCCAAUGUGUCAGCAACCAAGUGCCAGGAGUUUGGGAGAUGGUAUAAAAAGUACAAGAAGAUUAAAGUGGAAAGAGUGGAACGAGAAAACCUUUCAGACUAUUGUGUUCUGGGCCAGCGUCCAAUGCAUUUACCAAAUAUGAACCAGCUGGCAUCCCUGGGGAAAACCAACGAACAGUCUCCUCAUAGCCAAAUCCACCAUAGUACUCCAAUCCGAAACCAAGUGCCCACAUUACAGCCCAUCAUGAGCCCUGGUCUUCUUUCCCCCCAGCUCAGUCCACAGCUUGUCAGGCAACAAAUAGCCAUGGCCCAUCUGAUAAACCAGCAGAUUGCCGUCAGCCGGCUCCUGGCCCACCAGCAUCCGCAAGCCAUCAACCAGCAGUUCCUAAACCAUCCACCUAUUCCCAGAGCAGUUAAGCUGGAGCCAACCAACUCUUCCGUGGAAGUCUCUCCAGAUAUCUACCAGCAAGUCAGAGAUGAGCUGAAGAGGGCCAGUGUGUCUCAGGCUGUCUUUGCAAGAGUGGCAUUCAACCGCACGCAGGGAUUGUUGUCUGAGAUUCUGCGUAAGGAAGAAGAUCCUCGGACGGCCUCUCAGUCUCUUUUAGUAAACCUGAGGGCCAUGCAGAAUUUCCUCAAUCUGCCAGAAGUGGAACGGGAUCGCAUAUACCAGGACGAGAGAGAGCGGAGCAUGAACCCCAAUGUGAGCAUGGUCUCAUCGGCCUCUAGCAGUCCCAGCUCCUCCCGAACCCCUCAGGCCAAAACCUCGACACCAACAACAGACCUCCCUAUUAAGGUGGAUGGCGCCAACGUCAACAUCACAGCUGCCAUUUAUGACGAGAUCCAACAGGAGAUGAAAAGGGCCAAGGUGUCUCAAGCCCUGUUUGCCAAAGUGGCUGCAAAUAAAAGUCAGGGCUGGCUGUGUGAACUGCUCCGCUGGAAGGAGAACCCAAGCCCAGAAAACCGCACACUCUGGGAGAACCUCUGUACCAUCCGUCGCUUCCUGAACCUUCCCCAGCAUGAGAGGGAUGUGAUCUAUGAGGAGGAAUCAAGGCAUCACCACAGCGAACGCAUGCAGCAUGUGGUCCAGCUUCUACCUGAGCCGGUGCAGGUCCUUCAUAGACAGCAGUCUCAGCCAGCCAAGGAGAGUUCCCCUCCCAGAGAAGAAGCGCCUCCCCCACCUCCUCCAACUGAAGACAGUUGUGCCAAAAAGCCGCGGUCUCGCACAAAGAUCUCCUUGGAAGCCCUGGGGAUCCUGCAAAGCUUUAUUCAUGAUGUAGGCCUGUACCCCGACCAGGAAGCCAUCCAUACUCUUUCGGCCCAGCUGGAUCUGCCCAAACACACCAUCAUCAAGUUCUUCCAGAACCAGCGGUACCACGUGAAGCACCACGGGAAGCUGAAGGAGCACCUGGGCUCUGCGGUGGACGUGGCCGAGUAUAAGGACGAGGAGCUGCUGACAGAGUCGGAGGAGAACGACAGCGAGGAAGGCACCGAGGAGAUGUACAAAGUGGAGGCCGAGGAGGAAAACGCCGACAAGAGCAAGGCGGCGCCUGCAGAAGUUGACCAGAGAUAAUGUGAACUCCCACCAGGCAAAGCAAUACAUUGGUCCAAGGAUUUUCUGUUUUAGUUUCCUUGACAAAGUUUUUUUUUGCUUUAUUUUAUUUUUGUCUUUUUUAUGUCUAUUUGUUUUGGUUUUUUCUUACCCUUUUUGACAUUUCUUUGUUGCACAGGAUAUCCCUACAGACUAAGUUCAGUAUUUCUGAAUCAGACAUAGCCUUGGCAAAGACACUAAAGUGUUACACUUUUACAAUUGACUGGAUCAUAGUGAUUAUAAUCACAGGAGACUCCGCCUUCAUUAUCCUUGCACUUAACAGAAGUUACAUCAGGCAAGUUUCAGGAUAAAAAGACCUACGAAAUAAAUGAAGGAAGCUACAAGUGUGUGUAUAUGUAUAUGUAUAUAUCUCUAUAUUUACAUAUAUAUAUUAAAUUUGCAUGGGACAGAGAACUUUACAAUCCAAAAGAAUAGACUGUGAAAUGAGUUCUUAAAGAAAAGACUUGUUUAUGUAUUAAAAAACCACUUCACAGUGAGUGAGUCGCUUUGGCUUUUUGAUAAACUGUGGCCUGCUCUCAGGGUGGGGUGACUAUUUUUGAAUUCCUAUUUAUUUUCUGUGUUUGUCCCUGAUUUUUUUUCUUUAUUUUAAUUCUAUGGCUUCCUAUCUGGCAGCUUAAUGGGUAAUUUUUGAGGUAUGUAUUUAACAAAAUAAAUCGACACUGCCAAAAAAGAAAGAAAGAGAGAGAGAGAAAGAAAGGAGGAAAGUGAAAAAAAUCAGGGCACAUUUAAAUGGUACAAGUCAAAUUACUCUUAAAGACACAAUGCACACUUAAAAUGACUCAAUAAAAUGACUCGAUGUUCCAUUAUUGAAUUUGUCAUUACUGUAGUGAACAGAUCCAUUUCUGUGGAAUUCCAAAUAAGUAAAACUGAAAUUCAGUGCAGAGAAAACUUGUCCAUUAGUACAGUCUUGAUAAAAUGACAUUUUGAUGUUGUAUAUGUGGAAUUCAUAGUAUGAGCCACAUUUUUUUGUGAAUUUAUUUACCUGCUUGUGGCUUCACAUCUUAAAAUUGAUAAGCCUGCUCAUUUAAAAGUUUGCUGUUGCUGUUUUUUUUUUUUUUUUUUUAAUAGAAAAUAAUGUAAAGUUAGAAAAGAAGUUGCUGCCCAGUUAAAGGGGCUCCCUCUCAAAUAAAUCUCCAUUCUUCCCUCUCCCAAAAGACAUUUCUUAUUUCUAUUUCACUUUGGGCUUCCUCAUCUUCGUACACAUUCCAUCCCUAUAACCAAACAUUUUCAGUCCCUGAUUUCACAGGCUUCUAUCCCUUUCCCAGGUAUGGCAGCCCUAACAAGAACCUGUUUUUGAAUCAUUGUGCAGCUCCAGGCAAUAGAGUAAGUGAACCGAUUUCAGUAGAAUCACCUACUGGUCAUAAAAGGAAACAUUGUUGCAUUUACAUACAUAGCAAUUACCUUACCUAAAGCAGAACUGAUGCCAACUGGAUAUUUAAUGGAAUGAGCAUUAAAGCUGCAAUCUACUAUAGUUCUCCAAAUUUUCAACUUCCUAUCAGAAACACCGGUAGCAUUACUUUCCACUUCUACCUAUAGUAAUUGCAAGAGGAGACCUCACCUUCUGGACUGGCCUAGUGAACCUAAUCCAUGCUUUAAAAUGGCCGUUAAACAGUCCCACAUGGUUGGAUUUUUUUUUUUUUUUUUGAGUCGUGCUCUUAUGCAACCUUGUCAAAGACCUCAUGCAAUAUCACUUUGAAAGUUGUUUUCUGUUUACUACAUAAACAUUGUAAUAUAACUGUUAAUACUAUUUAUAUAUUUGAAAGGUAUAAAAGGUAGGAGUUAAAAAAACACCUCUAUGUGUAGAUAUUAACUCAGAACUUACAAUAUACAGGGAGAAGACAUGUUGCAAUACAAGCUAAUUCUAGCUGCUCAGUAACCUCUGGAGUUUUUAAAGGGACAUUUUCCUGUACUUUUUCAAGUAAGAUGUUUAAAAAAUUAUCUUGACAUGAGUGUCAUAUACCUUUGCAAAAGGAUGGUUGUUUGCAGUUAAGCCCUGGGCCCAUCCUUCCUUUUUCUGUAGUAUGCUGCAGCUUUAAUCAGAAAGUCCAUGGUUGCUGCUUCCUGAUCUCCGAGUUACUCUUUCCAAAUUGUCUUCUUACACUGUUGCUGAAGGUCACUCUGUACAUGUAAUGGAAAUUGAUUUUGCCAAGCUCUUACAAGGUGGUUCACCUAUUGAUGGCAUCCGCAUUUGGUAUCUUUUACACUUCAACCAAAAAUUUAUUAGGUAUUUUUCAAUGCUAAGUCUUGCCUUUUAUUUUUUAAUUUCACUGCCAAGUUUGCAGUGGUUCUAAGUGAAUCUGUGGGCAUUUUAGCCUGUGGUCUUGCCAGAUCUUUGCGAAUUACAAUGCAUAUAUGUCUAUUUAUUCAAUAUCUGUCAUAUAAUAUCUAUUUGGAAGAAGAAACUUUCUCUUGUAGUGCCUCUUGACAAAGCACAAUUUCCUGCCUUUUUUUUUUUUUUUUUUUUGUGAAAUGAAAAAAACAAAUUGUGUUUUAUUGCGGUAUCAACAAUGUGAAUAAGGAUUAACAUAUUGUAAAUGUUCUUUUUUCCAUGUAAAUCAAAUAUCUUUGUUAUCACUAAGUGAUAAUUAAUUUUUAACUUAUGUGCAUUGUUAGGCUGUUAGAAUUUUUUGGUUGUUAAAAUAAAGCGCAUUCAAUAAAUAUGACUUCAUUUGUCAAGUA
This is a messenger RNA of Galeopterus variegatus (Sunda flying lemur), 5943 nucleotides long. RefSeq names its product SATB homeobox 2 (gene SATB2). The transcript is spliced from 11 exons. Gene Ontology annotation, molecular function: RNA polymerase II cis-regulatory region sequence-specific DNA binding; DNA-binding transcription factor activity, RNA polymerase II-specific. Gene Ontology annotation, biological process: regulation of transcription by RNA polymerase II; chromatin remodeling. The record is from RefSeq and is a predicted model, not a curated record. Bases 1045 to 3225 code for a protein of 726 amino acids. Lineage: Eukaryota; Metazoa; Chordata; Mammalia; Dermoptera; Cynocephalidae.